Messenger RNA from Dictyostelium purpureum, 3507 nucleotides. RefSeq lists its product as uncharacterized. The transcript is spliced from 6 exons. Gene Ontology annotation, molecular function: protein binding. The coding region runs from base 1 to 3507 and encodes 1168 amino acids. Lineage: Eukaryota; Evosea; Eumycetozoa; Dictyosteliales; Dictyosteliaceae. The record is from RefSeq and is a predicted model, not a curated record.
AUGAAAUUGUUAAAAAUUAUUUUUAUAAUUUUUUCAUUUAUUUCAAUCUCGAUCUCAAUUAGAAAUGAUGAAUAUAAUAGUAUUCAUCAUGAAAAAUUGAAUAGAAAUAAAAUUAAAAGUAGAGAAAUAAAGUCAAUUAAAGAGAAUUUAAAAUUAAAUUUUUCCCUACGACAAUCAAAUAAUAUUUUACAAAUAGUGGGAAGUGAAAAAAUAAUUUUAGAAAAGUUAUAUAAAGAAUGGAAUGGCAACGAAUGGUACGAUAAUUCAAACUGGUUAGAAGGUGACCCAUGCACAAAUAAUUGGUAUGGAAUUGAAUGUAUAGAUCUCACAGAUGGUAGUGGUGGUAGUGCAGUAGUUUCAAUCGAUUUACAAAAUAAUAAUUUAAGUGGUAAUUUUUUUGAUGAGUUUUCAGGGUUGAUUCACUUGGAAAAGUUAGAGUUGGGUAAUAAUAUAAUGUCGGGUGUUAUACCUAAUGGUGUUUUUCAAAAUAUGAACAAGUUACAGUAUAUGUCUUUAAAUGAUAAUUCAUUCGAAGGUGAUUUAACAUGGGCAUUAUAUUUACCACUUAGUAUCAAAACAUUGUGGAUCGCUUUAAAUCAAUUCUCUGGUGAAAUUGCUGAUUUCUCAAAAUACGAAAAUUUAGAUUUACUCUUUCUCGAAGAAAAUUUAUUAGAAGGGACAAUACCUCCUCAUGUUGGUAGUAUCCCAAAAAUACGUCUUUUAGAUUUUGGUAUCAAUAGUUUACAUGGCUCAUUACCGGAUGAAUUAGGUAAUUUAAAAACUCUCGAGCAAUUUUGGUUAUAUGACAACUUUUUAUCAGGAUCAAUACCCAAAACUUUUUCAAAUUUAAAAAAUUUAACUCUAUUUGAAACAUCAAGAAACCAAUUUUCAGGUUCAUUAGAUGGAGUAUUUACAGAUAAUCCAAAUUUAUAUUCUAUUAAAUUUUCAGGCAAUCAAUUCUCAGGAAGUUUAGAUUGGUUAUGUAUUCUCCCAAAUGUUUCAGUUGUCAAUUUUAAUUCAAAUAACUUUACAUCUUUACCAGAUUGCACAACAAAUAUUCCAACAAAUAUUACAGAGUUUGUUUUUUCAAAUAAUCAAUUAACAGGCACAAUUCCAGAAAGUAUAGGUUAUUUUAAAAAUAUGACAUUCUUUAACAUUGCAAAUAAUAAUAUAGGUGGUUUUGUUCCAAAGACUUUUAAAAAUUUAAAUAAAUUAACUAGAAUUGCACUUGAAAAUAAUAAUUUUACAUGUACUCUUAGUGAAAUUAUAGACCCUAUCAAAUAUCAUACACAGUUGACAAUUGUUUCAGCUCAUACAAAUAAAAUAACAGGUGAAUUUACAGAGGACAUGGUAUGGGAUAGUGAAAGACAAAUAGAGUUAUUAACAAAGAUGUUUAUUAUUAAUUUGGCACAAAAUUAUUUAUCGGGCGAACUUAACGAAUAUAUCUCUUGGAUGCCAAACUUAGAUACAUUGGAUCUAAGUUACAAUAACUUUUCAGGUGCAAUCCCAAAAAGUUUAAAUUAUUUAUCAACUCUCUAUUUAGAAGGUAACCCAUAUUUGGCAUCAGGUGACGGAACUCUACCAGAUUUUAUGAAACCAAGCGAUCAAAUGAUUCAUUCAGCAAAUGGUGAAUCAUUUUCAUGUCCACAAGUUAUUGGUAAUGGAAACUCUAUGAGAGUAACAUUAGAUCCAUCAUAUUAUAAUCAUACUUUUUGCAAAUGUGAUAUCAAUUAUAGAGGUUCUAAUGGUACAUGCUUCUUAUGCCCAGAGGACUCUUUUUGCCCAGGUGGUGGUAAUCAAAUUUUAAUUCCAACUGGUUAUUUCCCAUUCCCAUCAAUAGAAGACCCAGAGUAUUUAUUAAAAUGUGGUGUAUCAAAUUUUGGCUUUACUCCAUGCAAUCCAGACAAUGGUUAUAAUUUUACUUGUGCUGAAGGUUAUGAAGAUAGAUUAUGUUCAAAAUGCCAAUCUGGUUAUUACAGAAAAGGUGUCGAAUGUGCAAAUUGCCCAACUGGUUCAGUUCAAUAUGUUAUCUUUGUUAUUGUGGUUUUAAUUUUUAUAGGUUUAUUCUUAUAUUUUGUUUUAACAGAUCCAAAAAGAUCAUUACCAUCAAGUACCAGAAAAACAUUGAUGUAUUACUACCAAGUAUUCAAUUUGCUGCUUUCUAAACUUUCACCAUGGCCAUCAUUCUUUAGUGCAUUUUACUCAGGUUCAUCAUGGUUAAACUUUUCAUUUGGUUUCUUAUGUAUAAAUAGAUUCAGUGCUUGGCCAAACCUUUAUGUAGUUAUGCUUUGUUUACCAUUUGUUUUCUUUUUCUUAUCGGUUAUAUUUAUAUUUGGAAUGCAACUUUACAAAUACAUUAAAACAAAGACUAUCGAAAAGAGAUUCUUUUACUCUGGUGUCCGUGUCAAUUUAUUAAUGCUCAACUUUUUAUAUUUACCAUUGUGCAACUAUCUCUUUGAAAAUUUCCCAUGUGAUAAAGAUGAAAAUACUGGCGAGUCUUACAUGUCUUUCUUCCCAUAUAUUCAAUGCAGCAACGACAAUCAUACUUAUAUUACAGUUCAAAGAGUAACCAUUGCUUUUACAAUCAUCUAUAUCGUUGGUAUUCCAUUACUUUUCGCCACAUUAUUGUUCUACAACAGAAAGAGAUUAGAUCAUCCAAAUGUUUUACUUAUGGUUGGUUCCAUUUAUAUCGAUUAUAGAAAAUCUGUUUAUUGGUACGAACUUGUAGCUGUUGGAAGAAGAUUCUUUAUGGCUGUAUCUCUUGCUCUAAUCGAUCCAAAGAGUUCAUUCAGUAUCUUUGUAGUUCUUUUAGUUGUAGGCUCAUCCAUUGUUACACAGUUAAUGUUUAAACCAUAUGUAUAUAAAAUAUCCAACUUUGCAGAAGUUUUAGGAAACUCAGUUCUUUUAUUCAGUUAUGUUUGCAUUUUAAUUUUAGCAUCAUUAAAAACCACAAAUCUUUAUGACUCCAAAGGUAUAGAAAUUAUUUUAUCAGUUGUAGUAGUUUUGUAUACAAUAUUGUUACUUCUCUUGUUCCUCUUCUCAUUAAAAUACUUCCUCCCAAAGAAAUGGCAAUUACAACUAGAUUCAAAAAUUAUUAAAGUUAUUUUCUAUCUCAGAGAUAUAUCAGAUAAAUAUAUGAAGAAUGGUAAAACAUUUGAAGAUGAUCCUGAUGAAGAUUCAUUCGAAACAAAUAAAGAACCAAUAUUUGAAAGAACUGUUAGUAAUCUAGAGGUUAGAAGAAGAAAUACUAGGUUAUCUUCAAUUAUAGAGUUAAAUAAUAUGCAUAACAAUAAUAAUAACAAUAGCAAUAGCAAUAUUCAAAAUCAUAUUAAUAGUAGUCAUAGUAGUCAUAGUAACCAUUCAGCAGAACAAUCUCCUAAAAAACAAACAGAUGUAACAAUUAAUGUUUCGGUGAAUGACAAUAACAGUAAUAAUGAUAAUAAUAAUAAUGAUAAUAACAAUAAUAAUAACAACUAUGACUAUGAAAAAAAUAAUCAUCAAAACUAG